AGUGCAGAAAGCCCCCGGACAAUAUCGCUUGUAUAUGCGCCCAAUAGCGCUAACCUCAACAUUAGUUCCCUAGCCGUGUCUGCUCAUUCGUCCAAGCCUUCCUGCACGCUGGAACCUUCUCCAUUCGCCUGGCUGGCCACGCAGCAGUUUUACUCGCAGGUUCCCUUCAGAGCAGCGCACAAAAUGAAGGCUCUGGUGGUCAUCUGCCUUUUCAUGGCGGCCUCGUUUGCUGAUGCCCGCCCCAAGUGCCCAAGCGGACAUACUCAAAUUUACCCCUGCAAGUGCGCUAGAAGCGAAGACGUUGGACUUCAUAUCGUAUGCGAUGGCGUGAACUUGGCCAUGAUGUCACGGGGUUUGGGUAACGUGGAGCACCCUGUAGCUAAUCUUACUAUCACCGGAUCGUCGUUCAAAAGGUUGUUCGGUGACGUCUUCAGCGGAUUACAAGUUAUAAACCUUACCGUAGCUCAUGGAUCACUUGCCUCGGUUGCCACGGAUGUUAUGGACCACUUCAACGAAUCGCUAAAGUUGCUCAGCUUUGAAGACAAUGCCCUGACUGAGAUUCCCGUAGAACUGAUUAACAAGUUUAGGAAUCUGACGUCCUUAAAUCUAGCGCAUAACCGAAUCGAGGUUAUCCCUGCAAAUGCGUUCGGUGCCUUGAACAUCCUGUUCGAAUUGCGUCUUGAUCACAACCUCAUUUUCAAAGUUCACCCCUCCGCACUCACAGGACUCAAUAGGCUUGAAAGACUAGAGAUGCACCAUAAUAAAAUGGAGAAGAUUGAACGAAACACUUUCCGAUUUGCUCGAAAGAUCAAAUACUUAGACUUGUCCUACAACAAUUUCACUGCGUUCCAAAAGAUUGACUUCAACCAGCUUACAAAUAUGUGGUUUCUAAACAUAUCAAAUAACCGAGUGAAGACAUUUCCGCGAGGCAUGUUCGUCGCCAAUGCCAUCCUUCGUGUUAUCAACAUGUCUUACAAUGAACUUCCUGAAGUUGAUGCCAACACUGUGAAAGGCGUAAGGUUCCUUCGAGACGUUUACUUCAGAGGAAACAGGAUAACAAAAGUCCACAAGCAAGCAUUCGUGUCCUCUAGACAUAUUCGCACUAUUGAUUUAGCCUAUAACCUGAUGGAAGAUGUUGGAUAUGAGCAGUUCAAGGAUUUUCAGUGGCUUGAGAAACUGGAUCUGAGCUACAACAAGAUUUCUAAAAUUGCUAGCUCAGCCUUUUUGAAAAUGUACCAAGUUCACAUUGAUUUGAGUCAUAAUAAUAUUAGUUUCAUUGGAGACAUGGCCUUCCAAGAGUUGUCUAAUGUUACUUUGUUUGAUCUCUCACAUAACAACAUUACUACCAUUCCAAAAAAUGCAUUCUACUUAUCUGACGUCACUGUUCUUCUCCUUAACCACAACAACAUAACUGAUUUUAAUACGGUCCCGGUUGCUAACAUUACUGGAAUCAAGGUUCUUAACAUGACUUUCAACAAUAUCAACGAGCUAAAUCGAAAGGCAUUCACGAAGAAGAGGUUGUACGAGCUCCACACCGUUGAUUUCAGCUACAACAACAUUACUGAAAUCUCUGGAUCAGUUUUUGAGAAGUUGGCUGGCGUGCGAUUUAUAAACCUCAGUCACAAUGUAAUAAAGAAGAUUGGCUACAGCACUUUUGGGUCAAUUCCAACGCUACUCGAACUGGAUAUCAGCCACAACAAUAUCAGUGACGUUAGCCACGGUGGCCUCUCGGCCAUGGUCAGUGUUCGCCUGAUAAAGGUCAACGACAACAAGAUUAAGCGAAUGUUCAAUCUUCCUAUAGCAUUGAAUGAACUUCAUCUGCAAAACAACCAAAUCGCGCAUUUCGGCCCGGGAACAUUCAGGUCGAUGAAUUCCUUGCUAAGGCUCUACCUAGAUAGCAAUAAUCUCACUCGACUGGAAAGAGGAUCCUUCUCUAAUCUACUCACACUGCAAACGCUCUCUCUUUCCAACAACAGCAUAGACAGGAUACCUUGGGAAGCACUGCAGGAUCUUAGUUCUCUUCAGUACUUAUAUCUGAAUGACAAUAAGAUCAAAUCGCUCCCGAAGAAAGCGUUAGGGCGCCUGCCUGUCGUGUUCGAGCUCCUGCUCCAGAACAAUCAGAUCAACAAUGUCACGGAAUACGCUUUUGAGGGCAUGCUGCAGCUCAUUCGUCUCAACUUGAGCUACAACAACAUCUCCUUCAUCCCGCCGGAGGCGUUUAAGGGACUCGUUUCGCUGCAGACUCUGGACCUCUCGCACAACUUGCUCAACAAGCUCGAAAACAAAACCCACGGCUUGCUGGACGAUCUACUGUCGCUUUCCUCCAUCAACGUCUCUCACAAUGAGGUUGCUUUCGUGACGGAAAAGACAUUUCCUCGAUCCCCUUACAUUCCGUACAAGCUUAAACAUGUCGAUCUCAGCCACAACUUCAUUUCGGUUCUUACGAACAGCUUCGACGACGGCCUUGGAAAAGCGGAGUAUAUCGACUUGCGCCAUAAUCUCAUCAAUGAAGUUUACCCCAACGUUCUGAGAAACCUGAGCAGCCUAAAACAUCUCGAUAUGUCGCACAAUGAUCUGAGACACAUUGCCAAUGGCGCUCUCGUGCUACCAGAGAACGUUAGCUGGGCAGAUUUUAGCCAUAAUAAGAUAUUCUCCGUCGACCUGCGGGACUUCCUGGCGUCUCAGCAGCUGCGGCACCUUGACCUUCGGUUCAACAACGUGACAAUGUUUGAAGAGGAAUACAUGGCGAGAAUCAAGAAUGGCCUCCGGCUUUAUUAUGAAGGAAACCCAUUGAACUGCGACUGCCGCGUCAAGUACCUGCGCCAGUGGCUGGGUCACAACCCUCAAGCGACAGAGUGGAACGACGUUGUCUGCCACUCUCCUCACCACUUGCACAAGCGCCACCUUGCGGACGUCAGCCCCGAUGUCCUUGAAUGCCUUACCGACGAGGAGCGUGCAGUAAAGGGUGAGGAGGAUGAGUCAUUAGUCGACAUCAAGUUCAGGCUCGUCGAUUCACCAUCCAAGAGAGCCAUACGGUUCGCCUGGUACGUGGCCACGAAGGAGGACGUGUCUGGCUUCCGGGCUAUAGUGAGUGACGUGUCCACCAGCAGCCUCACGAGCGAAACAGAUAUUCCUUAUCGGUACAGGGAGUACACUAUUGAUGGCCUCGAGUCGUCGGUGGAAUACAGGCUGUGUUUAGUCGCCCUGGACUCAACAGGAGAAGCCCGCGGUCUUCCUAUGCGCCAGUGCAAGACAGUUACGCCGGUCGGUGCUGCAUCGAGGACAGUGAACUCUGUGCCUGUGUUGAUCGUUCUACUUGCUGCAGUCACCACUGUACUGUGUUCAGAGUUCUGGAUCUCGAGCACAUGAGCGCAUGGUUUUCAGGAACAUCGCGAGAGGCUUUAGGUCUCAUCUUUGCUUCGUGCUUCCUGGGACGCCGUCAAGUGUGUGGUUCAGUACAUGUGCAGCGAAAAACACUGCUAAACUUUGUGUUAAGGCCGGUGAGCAUAAAAAUCUCAAGGUGACUACAUGGCUGACCACAUUGUCGUGCGCAAUAUUUUAUGCCCGAAACCUCACAGAAAGGUUACAGGACUAAAUAAACACGCAAAACGUAUCAACGUACACUACUGGAGCAACGAAAGUGGCAUCGAUAAUCAAAUACAUAAAAGCGGUGUUGUGCAGCAAGAACAGAUUACCCAGAACAGUUUACUGGCCAUUCGAAAAAUUUCCCAAUUUUUUUGCAAUGUUAACUUCCAUGACACCUAAUCAGAGAUCACCGUGGUAAGUGCCUUGUACGUAUGCUGGCGCCGUCUUCUUAUUCUCGUCAUAUCUACCACCAUUUCCAUGCUGUGUUCAGGUUGAUGAGUUUUGAUAUAUAUUAUAAAGGCACCAUUGUCCUUGUGCGUUACAUUAUCAACGUCAUGUGAUGGGUGCUCUCGCUAGAACUUAUGCAUCAUGUUGGCAAGUGCUAUAGUCGACAAAUAGCACGUGUGCUUCAACGUGUGCCUCACUCCGAGUUGUGAAAAUGAAAAAAAAAAAAAAGAAAUGUACAGUUGUUGCCAGUUCAAUAGUUUACUUGUGAGCAUUUCGUAUCAAUUAUAACCACGUCCACUCUAUAUACCGGGCUGAUUAUGGCUCUCAUCUCUGUCCGCUUUGACACUAAUGUUCACAUAUUACAUGCCUAUGUACACUGUGUGGAAAGGAAACCAGUGGGAACCAUCGCCACAGUUUCGUCUAGACAAAUGAGGAAAAUUCACCUGUUACUUCCCUAAGUUUUCAUCAUUUAGCAAGACUCAUUGUUAAGUUAGUUGGUCUUUUAUUCUUAUUCUCACUACGGUAACAAUGCAAAGUGGCUAAGCCCCUAAUGAGUUUAUAAAACGGUUCUUUGUUUUGCUUCGAAAGCAAACGAUGAUCGCAAACAAAGCACCAGUGUCCGUUCGUCAAAUUAUUCAUCGAGGCUUUUUUGGUUCAUGUGCAUGGCAUGUGUGAAAGUUCACCUUGGGCAGAGAGAGGAAGGCGAAAAUGACCGCCUAAGGGAGCACGGUGUAAGUGUGAAGUAAGAGAAGUGCGAACACUUGGUUGUGCACGAUGCUGCAUGUGAAUGCAAGGCGUGACUUCGGGAGAAAAGAUUUAAAGCAAUAGCAAAAGCAGCAAGUCUCCGCUGUCCCUGGAGGCAUGUUUAUCAACAAUCUGUCUGCAUCAGUGAAGCGUCCGCAAACCUGCACAAUACCGGGUAUGGUUUUACAAAUGGCGCUCUGUGACAAGUGCGAGAAUUCUAGUUUUCUUCUUCCGUUUUUUUUCUUGUUUUUUUGCGCAGUGAUGCGAUGAUGCAUGCGCACAAUAUUGUACUUAUAUUGUUGGGUGGUCUAAUAAGAAUAAAAAGUUGAUAAUAGCACUCUCCCUUCUCUGUUUUUUUUUUUUUUGUGUCUGUCCGCUACAUUGCGGUAAGAAUUGUUAGAAUUCUAGAGAUUUAUAU
Messenger RNA from Dermacentor silvarum, 4975 nucleotides. Its product is annotated as chaoptin. The transcript has 5 exons. Lineage: Eukaryota; Metazoa; Arthropoda; Arachnida; Ixodida; Ixodidae. The record is from RefSeq and is a predicted model, not a curated record. The annotation marks the transcript as partial. Gene Ontology annotation, molecular function: protein binding.